AUGCAGGAGAUGGUCUGUGAUUGGCAGCUAGCGCGCAAGCGCCAAAUGGAGCCGAGCGCUACUUUUGAGGGUCAAGCUUCUGGGUUUUACAGCGUUUCGUCAAAUGAUGAAAACGAAUAUGUACCAUUGGAAAAACGUGUACGUCUCCCCCCACGCCCGAAAGUAUGUCUACGUUGCCUGGCUGGUGAGAGCGGCCAUAUAACCCACGUCCUUCAGGAGGUCCCGAAA
Molecule: messenger RNA, 228 nt
Organism: Mesorhabditis spiculigera
Lineage: Eukaryota; Metazoa; Nematoda; Chromadorea; Rhabditida; Rhabditidae
Source: the annotation of a GenBank genome assembly